AGGCUGGGCUGAAGAACAACGACACAGCCACAGCCCAGCCUCAGCCGGACAAGGGCAGAAGGGAGGGAGCAGGGAGGGCCUGACCUGAGGCCCAGGGUGCCGGAGCUGGCGGGAGCCGAACCCAGAGCUCCCGCGGCCAUCCCUUCCCUGGGCCGGGUCAUGCGCUGCCCCAAGUGCCUUCUCUGCCUGUCAGCGCUGCUCACGCUCUUGGGCCUCAAAGUUUACAUCGAGUGGACAUCGGAGUCUCGGCUGAACAAGGCCUACCGGGGACCCCACAGCACCCUGCCAGGCCCCACAUCAGCCAGCCCCGAGCCCACCCUGCCUGCUAACCUCUCGGCCCGUCUGGGCCAGACUGCCCCACUGCCCUCGGCUUACUGGAACCAGCAGCAGUGGCGGUUGGGGGCCCUGCCCAGUGGAAACAGCACCGAGGUGGGGGGAUGCCGAGCUUGGGGGACUGCUGCUGCCGCUGAGAUCCCUGACUUCACCUCCUACCCUGAGGACCUCCGCCGCUUCUUGCUGUCAGCAGCCUGCCGGAGCUUCCCACGGUGGCUGCCUCGAGUUGGCAGUGGCCAAGUGGCCAGCUGCGAGGAAACUGACAUACCUUAUCUGCUGUUGGCUGUCAAGUCGGAACCAGGGCGCUUUGCAGAACGACAGGCUGUAAGGGAGACCUGGGGUGGUCCAGCUCCUGAGAUCCGGCUGCUCUUCCUGCUGGGGUCCCCCGUGGGUGAGGGGAGCCCUGACCUAGGCCCCCUUGUGGCCUGGGAGAGCCGUCGCUACAGUGACCUGCUGCUCUGGGACUUCCUGGACGUCCCCUUCAACCAGACACUCAAGGACCUGCUGCUGCUGUCCUGGCUUGGCCACCACUGCCCUGGCGUGAGCUUUGUCCUGCUAGCUCAGGAUGACUCCUUUGUGCAUACCCCUGCCCUGCUGCACUACCUGCGGGCUCUGCCACGCAGUUGGGCUCCAGGCCUCUACCUGGGUGAGGUCUUUACUCAGGCCAAGCCCCUCCGGAAGCCUGGAGGACCCUUCUACGUGCCCAGGUCCUUCUUCGAAGGUGACUACCCGGCCUAUGUCAGCGGGGGUGGCUACGUCAUCGCUGGGCGCCUGGCACCCUGGCUGUUGCAGGCGAUGGCCCGUGUGGCACCGUUCCCCUUCAAUGACGUCUACAUCGGCCUGUGCUUCCGUGCCCUGGGCCUGGUGCCCAGGGCCCACAAAGGCUUCCUCACAACCUGGCCAGCAGACCGCAAGGCUGACCCCUGUGCUUUCCGUGACCUGCUGCUGGUGCGGCCCCUCAGUCCCCAGGACAGCAUUCAGCUCUGGAAACAUCUGCAGGACCCUGAGCUCCAUUGCUGAGCCUCAGUGGGGACUUAAGGGGAGGGUAGACCUGGCCUGGGCCCUGGGCAGGUCCUUGGUGCCUGCCCCUUGCACAGCCUCUCCUGUUAGGUCUUGGUGUGAAGGAGGAGGUCCUGGAAUCCCAGCUGUUUGAGCCCCUACUGGGCCUGCCCAGGCUAUGGGACUGGGCAGCGGAAGGCGGAAGAUUGUUGUCUACUUUUUAUUUUUGAAAAAUAUGCACUCCCCAUUCUGAGGCCUGGAGUUGUCUUUGCACUGUGGGUCCCCCUGAGACACUGACAGAGCAGAACUCAGCCACACCCUGAUCUUUAUACUAGACAUCUUCCCCACCCUUACUGGAUAGGGCCAGCUCCAACGGCCUCCUCAUCACACUGCUGGGGACAGGCUUGCCUCAUGUUAUGGGAGAGCGGGAGUCCAUCUUUGGAGGACUCUACCCCCCUCCUGUCUGCUGAAGCUGGCCUUACAGCUUGCAAAAGUUUCCGGGGGAAGUAGACAGCUCAACGGC
This is a messenger RNA of Hipposideros armiger (great roundleaf bat), 1855 nucleotides long. RefSeq names its product UDP-GlcNAc:betaGal beta-1,3-N-acetylglucosaminyltransferase 8 (gene B3GNT8). Gene Ontology annotation, cellular component: Golgi membrane. The transcript has 2 exons. Bases 160 to 1353 code for a protein of 397 amino acids. NCBI's taxonomy places the organism in Eukaryota, Metazoa, Chordata, Mammalia, Chiroptera, Hipposideridae. Gene Ontology annotation, molecular function: protein N-acetylglucosaminyltransferase activity. The record is from RefSeq and is a predicted model, not a curated record. Gene Ontology annotation, biological process: poly-N-acetyllactosamine biosynthetic process; protein O-linked glycosylation.